AUGCGAUGUAUGAAUCCAGUUGUUAAACACCCCAAGCACAGGAACCUUAUGAUUCAUUGCCUGAAUGGAGGUUUGAGUCUGGGUGUCCCUAAUCCUCGUCUGACACUACAGCAAGUUGGCUUUCAUGCUUGCUGCUUUAUAACCACCAACUCUUCCUCCUCUUCUGACAAGAAAAAGGAGUCUCAUGGAAAUGAACAGCGCUUCAUGAGCAAGUAUAUAUCUGAGCUGGAUUUUUCAUCAGCUGAAUCUGCAUUCAGUCCAGCCCACUUCACGGACUCUUUGGAGCUGCAGGGAAACUUUCAUGAGUUAGACAAUACUGUCUGCUGGAGUGAUAACGUGGAUCACUGUAUUUCCUACCUCAAUAAGGAAAUGGUAGCACUGGGGUUCCCUGCCCUUUAUAAGGAUGAUGGUUCUGGAGAUGGUAUUGAGCAUGGCUUUGACCUCCUGGAAUUGGUUAAUGGAGCUUGCAGACUGCUGAAUUUGUACCAAAAUGCAUCAGCCAGGCUGGGUGACGUGGAGACAGAGAAGAUGCGAUGGGAUGAAGAACUGGAUUAUCUGAGGGGAGAGCAGGGUAAACUCAAGGAACAUGUGGAAGUACUUGAAAGGGAAAUUGCAAUUGUACAGAAUAAGGAACAGCAACUUCAAAGCAAAAACAAACACUUGAAUGAUAUGCUGAAAGAAGAGAAGGAGGAGAUCACCAAGCUCCUCAGUUCUCUGGCUAACCAGAAGAACCAGCAUGGUCAUGAAAUGAAGAGGAAGGAACAAGAACUGCUUCGACUGAAAGACAAGAUGAGCCAAAUUUUAACUAACAAGACAGACAAGAGAGGAACAAUUGAAAUCCUCAAUGUCCUUCCUCGGAUGGACGGCAAGAGGGCCACCUGGAAAACUGGGAGAUCCCUGGGCAGAAAGGAGGAAGAGCUCUACCGCAUCCAGUUGGCCAAGCAGGAACAACGGGAAGAGGGCCUGGCUUUUGAGAACACCAAACUGAAACAAUUGCUGAAUGAAGUGACCCAAGACUUGGAAGAGAUGCUGGCUACCGAUGGGGGCAGUGCCAGAUCCAGGUUCAUGAGGAUAAAAAGUACAUCAAGCCAGUCUCCGUUUUUAUCUUUUUGCCCAGCUGUUGGUUGCCAAAUGUCUGAGGGAGAUGGUCCAAACCCUGUGGUCAUUGUGACGGAUCAUGACAAGGAAAUAAUGAAAUUAAAGAAAGAGAUUGAAGAGAGCCGAGGACUGAUUGCAUUGCAGCAGCAGUGUUUCCAGGAGCAAUUAAUGUCUGCUGCCAAUUCAGAACUGCCUGCCCACCUGAAGGGCUCUUACUUCUUAGAGGAACAACAGCAGCUACAGGAGGAGCGAGAACUGUUUGAGGAGCAGAAACAGGCGUUUGAAGGGGAACGGAAGAACUUUACUGAAGCAGCCAUUCGACUAGGAUGGGAGAGGAAACAGUUCGAAGAACAGAAGGCUCAGUUCCUGAAGCAAGAAUUUUUGAAGUCAUUUCCAAAACUAGAUAGGAGAAAUACUAAGUGGCGACUUUCUGCACCACUUCCUCUUGGAGAAGAGCAAGACUGUGAAGAGUCACCCAGACUAAAAAAGUGGGCCAGACCCAUCUGUACACCACACCCCAAGUUUCUUAUCACACCUUGCCACACCCCAACAGACCUCUUUAGAAGCAAGCAGCUUUCCUGUAAAACUAGUAGUCCUGUAAUAGGCAAGAAGCAAAUUCUUUCAGACAACUGGUAA
Molecule: messenger RNA, 1734 nt
Organism: Protobothrops mucrosquamatus (brown spotted pit viper)
Lineage: Eukaryota; Metazoa; Chordata; Lepidosauria; Squamata; Viperidae
Product: afadin- and alpha-actinin-binding protein-like
Exons: 11
Coding region: 1-1734 (577 amino acids)
Source: RefSeq, a predicted model, not a curated record